Molecule: messenger RNA, 1488 nt
Organism: Penicillium canariense
Lineage: Eukaryota; Fungi; Ascomycota; Eurotiomycetes; Eurotiales; Aspergillaceae
Exons: 4
Coding region: 1-1488 (495 amino acids)
Source: RefSeq, a predicted model, not a curated record
AUGAAGGUUACCGGCGCUAUGGAGCCUGCAGUCCGGUCGAGUCUCCGUGACAGACGCUUUCGAGCGCAGAUAUGGAAGCCCAUCCUGCGCGCCUACACUCUGGGGUAUCUGUCAUCAGUCACUCCCAAACUUGUCGCCUAUAUCCGACGACUCAGAAGUCAGGGCUGGUCCAUCAAACACAACCUCCAAGAGCUUGUUCGUGUUCUAGCCGGGCCUCUGCGGGUCAACAGUUUCCCAACGUUCUGCGCCGCGUUCGUUGGCGGAUCAACCUUAGUGCCGGUAUUACUCUAUCGGAUAUACGCAUCGAUCGCAAUCGAUCUCUCUAGAGGAGACAUCCAGGUUUCCCAACGGUUGGAUCGACAGAUUCGAUUUGCCACUGCUUUCUUAUCGGCUUGGUUCAGUUUCGGACUUUUAAAUAAGAAUCGCGCCACCUCACGACAUAUUUCUGAAUUCAGAAGGGCCUCAUCGGCCCAAGACCCUGGCAAAGAGCUGGCCAAUCCGCUCGACCGUCCUCACCCGGAGUUGGUGGGGCGGACGAUGGAUCUCACCCUAUUCACUGCCACGAGAGCCGUGGACGUGCUAGCAUGUAUGGCGUGGAGCCGUUGGUCUCGCCGUCGUAAGGCCCAGCACCGCUGGACUAUCGCGGAGUCCUUCGCUCCUGGCCUGGCUGAUGCUGGAGUCUUUGCGAUGAGUGCAGCUGUGGUUAUGUGGGCAUGGUUUUAUCUCCCCGAAAGAUUGCCCCGAACUUACGAGAAAUGGAUCGGAGAGAUCGCCAGAGUGGACACACGGUUAAUCGAGGCCCUGCGUCGCGCUCGUCGAGGGGUCUUUGUAUACGGGAAGGACACCGGGCAGGCACCACUUUUGGAAUCCAUGUGCAGGGACUUUGGCUGGCCCGUGGAAUGGGGUGAUCCAGCGAUGACAGUCCCCAUUCCAUGCGAAAUGGUACACAUGGGCUGCGGUCCUAAUUGCGAGAGACACGCGGUGUCCCGUUUUGCGAGAACCUUCAAGGUGGCCUGUGCGACGUAUAUCCCACUGCAGAUUGUUCUGCGCCUGCGGGGAAUGAAGAAUCUGGCCGUACUUCGCCGCGCAAUCUCGGAAGCUGUCCGGUCAUCUGCAUUUCUUGCUUCUUUCGUCAGUCUAUUCUACUACGCUGUCUGCUUGGCUCGGACGCGAAUUGGCCCUAAGAUUUUCGACCAAAAGACAGUCACGCCGCUGAUGUGGGACUCUGGUCUCUGCGUCGGAGCAGGAUGUCUCAUGUGUGGAUGGAGUGUCUUAGUCGAGCAGGCGCGGAAGAGACAGGAGUUGGCGCUAUUUGUGGCACCCAGGGCUGCGGCCACGGUGUUGCCACGGUUGUAUGAUAAAAAGUAUCAAUACCGUGAGCGCGUUGCAUUUGCGGUCAGUGCUGCUAUUCUUCUCACUUGUCUUCGCGAACGACCCCACAUGGUUCGAGGUGUGUUUGGCCGCAUCACGGCAAGCGUGGUAAACUAG